This is a messenger RNA of Pygocentrus nattereri (red-bellied piranha), 6414 nucleotides long. It is a transcript of the gene slc26a2, whose product is annotated as solute carrier family 26 member 2. The transcript has 3 exons. Gene Ontology annotation, cellular component: membrane. NCBI's taxonomy places the organism in Eukaryota, Metazoa, Chordata, Actinopteri, Characiformes, Serrasalmidae. The coding region runs from base 2042 to 4141 and encodes 699 amino acids. The record is from RefSeq and is a predicted model, not a curated record. Gene Ontology annotation, molecular function: secondary active sulfate transmembrane transporter activity; chloride transmembrane transporter activity; oxalate transmembrane transporter activity. Gene Ontology annotation, biological process: transmembrane transport.
UGUCGGAUGGGGAGCUAAGUAACUUUGUGCGCGUCUUUCUGAACUCCGCUCUGGUCAGUACGCGUAGCCCUGGGCUGAGGGCAAGUACACGUCGCAAAAAGUCAACUGCCAUCAAUGGUCCCCAUUCAUAAACUGGGGGCGCUUACAAGCUAGCGGUAGCUGUUCCUCAGGGGCGUCGUGUUAUACUCUUUCUGCUAGCUGUGUGGUUUUAAACUGAAGCAGGUUUAAAGUUGCAGUAACUUUGGUUUAAUUUGUUUACGCGAAUGAGGCUGACGAAUAACAUAACUUGCACUUUGUUAACUGUGACCUAGGCUGAGUCGAAGAAGGAAAACUGUUAAUAUUCCUCGUAAAAAGAUUUUUAUGAUGUUUAAUCCUCAGGUAGGUGUCAUAACUGAAAUCACACAGAAAUGCACAGAUAAUUUCCUGAUUAUGAGCUUAUGUCUCAUGCAUGGGUCACAUGAAACUGAGUGCGUUUGCAAAACAAGCAAUCCAUAGCAAACAGGAUCAGUAGUUUAACCAUGUCAGAGUAUUGGAGCUACUGCCAGAGCCUAAACGUUUGUUCCUGUAAAUGUAGUUACUUUGGUGAAGUAAUGAGUCAAAUAAAGGAAACUUUCAAACAAACAAACAAAUGAAAUGCAAUAUGUACUCAAAGAGAAAUUAUGGGAUUAGCGGCACAUUUUUAACACCUCUAAAAGCCAUUUGUUAUUGCCCCACUCAGGUUCAUGAAUUGGUUUAUAAAGAAUUAAACAAAUUACAGUGCAAUCUACUUUAUAAAAUAUUUGGCUGUGAACACAGCAGAAAUGUUGAAAGUCAAGCUGCCCAUGGCCAUCGCGUGAGCCCAUUCGUACAAAGUGCUGAUUGUUGUUUCAUGAGGGAGUGGGUCUAGAGGGACUGAAUUUCAGCCGUAUUAGCCAGCCUACAGAAUCUGGAUUAACUUUGUGUGGUCUUACUUGUGUGCGGCCUUCACAUAGCCUACACCAGUGGUGGUAGAGACACAACUUUUUCAAAUGUUCUAUGGCCCCCUUAGAACCUCGCAGCCACCCCGAAGCAAGCACCUUGUUUGAGAACCACUAUGCUAGAUCACACACUGUCCCAAAUAAUAAUACUCAUAAUAAUCAGUGAUAUAUAAGAUUGAACUUUGCUUUAAUGUAGCUCCACACUAUUCACUAAAACAAUGAAAUAAGCCAUAGAGACACUUUGCAUCAUAGUCAGUAUAUUUUUGUCUUUCUGUCUAGUGACAUGCGGUCUGUACAAUCAAUAUUAUCAUUGUCUUUCAGAUUUUUCAUUAUAACAACUCAAAACAUGACAGCACUGUCUCUCUUUGAAAUUUUGGGGUUUGAAGCCGUCGAGUGAAUAGUUGAAUCAAAAAAGCUCAGUUUUCUUUUGACAUUGUCUCAGUCAGUCAAUCAGAACGUAUGAACAUGCAAAUGCACUAACUGCCACACUAACAAUGGAUAAUUGCAGGCCAUGUAAUAAUGACAAAUUUGUAUUCCUUUAUGUGCUUCUGUUCAAUAAAUACCCGUGGACGUCUCUGACUCAUAGCCUACAUGUCUCUGACUCUGUUUAUUUGCUGUAAUGGUUCUGUCUUAUUGGCAGAGUCUUAGUGCAUGUUAGAAUAGCUCAUUUAUUUAUGAAUAUGUGUGUUCCUAUGUAUACGUAUACAUCUUUAUACAACCUUAUUCAUACAAAGUACCUCACUGUUUUUACCCUUUGAAAGUCAUUUGAGACACAUUGAGAUAACGUUUGCUUGAUGACUUAUUGAUUGUGGUGCCGUGCAGCAAAUAUUGACCGUCUUGGGCCUGCCCUGAUGGUCCUUGUCCCUUGAUAAAAAUUCCUUUCUUUGUAUUAAAGGACCCUAUCACAUUCCCACAUCAAACAAAUUAACAUACACGCCUUCCUUUUGCUUUGUCUCGGUGUACUAAUUUGUCAAACUGAUAUGUAACAUUUAUGACUGCAUUUUGCGCAACACAUCUCCUGAUAGCCCAAUUAACAGAUAUAUCUUUCUGUCUUUCUCUGAGGGAGAGCUUUGGGUCAGGGCACAAUGACUGGUGGUGAGGGCAAUGGGACUGCCUCAGAUGUUGAACCUGAGGGUGACCUUCACAUUCCCUUUAUCUUGGAAGAACGUGAGCGAGAAGAGGAACCUCUAAAAAAGGUGCUCAGCCGAAAGCUGAAAAAGCAGUGCUCUUGCAGUCCGGGUCGAGCCAAAGCCCUGCUCUUUGACUCUAUACCCAUUCUGAAAUGGCUGCCACAAUAUCAGGUCAAAGACUGGCUUAUAGGUGACUUGAUGUCUGGCGUAAUUGUGGGCAUAUUGCUGGUGCCUCAGUCCAUUGCUUACUCCCUGCUGGCUGGUCAGGAUCCAAUUUAUGGCCUCUACACGUCCUUCUUCUCCAGCAUCAUCUAUGCUCUCCUGGGGACAUCGAGGCACAUCUCAGUAGGAAUCUUCGGAGUGCUGUGUCUCUUGGUGGGCCAGGUUGUGGAUAGGGAGCUGGCUGUGGCUGGAUAUCUCACAGAUCCACAGAGCAAUCUAACCGUCCUAGAGAACAGCACUGCUCCCUACUGUGACCGCAGCUGCUAUGCCAUCAUUGUCGGAGCUACUGUCACCUUUACAGCAGGAGUCUAUCAGGUGUUAAUGGGCCUCCUUCAGGUUGGCUUUGUCUCAGUGUUCCUCUCUGACUCUCUCCUGAGUGGUUUUGCUACUGGUGCCUCUCUCACCAUCCUCACCUCACAGCUGAAGUACCUUCUGGGCCUGAAGCUGCCUCGUGCCCAGGGCUGGGGCUCACUGCUCAAAACUUGGAUCAGUCUGCUAAGGAACUUGGGCCAAACCAAUAUCUGUGACCUCAUCACAAGCCUCCUCUGCCUGGUGGUGCUUGUUCCCACCAAAGAGCUCAAUGACCGCUUUAAAUCCAAACUCAAAGCACCCAUUCCCUUUGAGCUGUUUGUGGUCAUCAUUGCUACGCUGGCCUCCCACUUUGGUCAGUUCCAGGAGAAGUAUGGAUCUGAGGUAGCUGGGGCCAUUCCCACAGGCUUCAUGCCCCCUCAGCUCCCAGCUUGGUCUCUCAUCCCCAACAUAGCAGUUGAUGCCUUCUCCAUAGCCAUUGUUGGCUUUGCCAUCACUGUGUCUUUGUCUGAGAUGUUUGCUAAGAAACAUGGUUAUGUGGUGGACCCCAACCAGGAGAUGUACGCCAUCGGGUUCUGUAACAUCUUUCCGUCCUUUUUCCGCUGCUUCACCACCAGUGCUGCCCUGACCAAGACUCUGGUGAAGGAGUCCACUGGCUGCCAGACCCAGCUCUCAGGCCUGGUCACUGCGCUGGUGUUGCUGUUAGUGCUUCUCGUCAUUGCUCCUCUCUUCUACUCUCUUCAGAAAUGUGUUCUGGCUGUCAUCAUUGUCGUGAACCUGCGCGGAGCACUCCGGAAGUUCCGGGAUGUUCCUCAGAUGUGGCGCGUGAACCGCAUAGACGCCACUAUCUGGCUGGUCACCAUGGCCACGUCAGCUCUGGUGAACACUGAGCUCGGUCUGCUGGUGGGAGUGCUGGUGUCCGCCUUCUGCGUGCUGGGACGCACCCAACGGGCCCAGGUCUUCAAGUUGGGGCAAGCUGGAGACUAUGAGAUUUUUGAGGACCUGGCAUCAUAUGAAGGCCUUCACACAGAGCCUGGGGUGGCUGUGUUUCGCUAUGAAGCUCCUAUUUAUUAUGCUAACCAGACUCUGUUUAAGAAAUCUCUGUAUCGCAACGUGGGCCUGGACCCACUGAAAGAGAAAGCCAGGCGCAAGAAGCUGGAGAAACAGAGGAAGAAGCAGGAAAAUGCAGCGAAUGGGGCCAAGCAAGACCCUGAAGCGACUACUGAUGCAUUCUUACCACAGGGCCCUGCCUUUCAUACACUGGUUAUAGACUGUAGUGCUGUGCUGUUUCUGGAUAGUGCUGGUGUUGGUGCUCUAAAAGAAGUGCAUAAGGAUUAUAAGGAGUUAGGGGUACGCUUGCUGUUAGCACAGUGCAGCACCUCGGUGACCGAUUCCCUGCGGAGGGGUGGUUACUAUGACCCCAAGACGGGUAGCACAGAAGUUAUUUUUCACACAAUCAGUGAUGCCGUCCGUUAUGCCCAAAGCUUACUGUUACAGAAUGGUGAUUGUGUGACCAAAUGCUGAUAGGAAAAUGCUUUAUGCAUAGGCUGGGCAAUAUGGCAAAAAAUGAUUGUGAUACUUCUUGACAAUACACAGAUACAAAGCAUUAGCAUAGCAGUGUAAAAACAACACUAAAGCCAAGCCAAGUUUGGUAUUUGAUUUUUGCGUCUUUGAUUGAACUCUGAAGCUAUUAGACCAACAUUGCUAACAAACACUAGAGGUCAGUGGUCACCAAAAUCUUUUCUGUAAAUACAUACCAAAAACAUCACUUAGCCCACUCAGACCACAUCCAGGUGUUGAUUAAGGUCACGCAGGCUUGUCAUCUAGACGCUAGAUUAACUUCUUUUGUUUGUAUUUUUAAACGUAUAUAUUCAGUUAACGUAUAUAUGCAGUUUUUAGUGAAGUUUUGUCAAUUUUUCUGUCUUAUGUUUGUGACCUCACAGAAGAUAGAUGCAGUUUGAAAGGUCUCAUGGAUCCAUUUAGAGAAGCAUUUGGGUGGCUUCUAGUGUUUGUUAGCAAUGUUAGCCUUGUAGCUUUAGUUUAAAACCAAAGAAAUUUGGGCACCAAACAUGUCUUGGCUCAGUAAUGACUUCUAGCGUUGUGCAAAUUAGAUUUUUUGCCAGACCUUUACUUUAAUGAAUCAUUGUUACUACAGUAACACUAUUGAUAGUGAUUUACAGGGCUCUCUCCAAUUGGCCUAAGCCUCUAUUUCUAUGCAGACAACUGGCCAGCGUUCUAGAAAUACUGGUGUCAUUUAUCACAAUAAUGAUGCUGUCAUAUUACCUCCCCUAUUCAAGCAACAUGUUUACUAAAUUUUCCAGUCAAACUUUUGUGCCUUACCUUUACUGUCAGAUUGACAAACAAUAUGAUGCAAAAUGGUGAUUGUUUUUGUAGCUUUUCUUUCUUUUUAGUCUUAAGAUUUGUUAGACAGUCUGGAUUUGAGUUCUUGCUUGCUUUCUGUGAAAAUGAAGAAUUCAUUGAAGAUGCAGAGGUCAGUAGAAUGACUGUUGUUGAUUACCAAAAAAUUCAUUGUUACAGAAUCCAGCAUUUUCUUGUGUUUUGUAUAAAUUUGUUUCCACCCCAGUUCUUUAUAAUUGCAGGACUAUGUUGUUUAUGCUCAGUUAUGCUGGUCAAACUAGAACAAGUUACUGAUCUCAAAAGGAGGAAGUUUUUUUUAUUUACAUACCAAAGAAAUCUAUGCAAAAGAUCAAGUCUUUCCAAAUAAUGUGGAAUGAUUCAUUUCUUAUAGCCUUGUUUAAUGACUUAGAGUUGACACUGUAUGUUAUUUAUAAAUAAGCAAGCUGAUGUUCUAUAUCUGUCUGCAUUGACUAAUGAGUAGCUUAAAAUAUGAAUCUCAUUUAACAGGAACAGACGUAAGUACCAGCCUUUUAUCAGGUAUUUUGUAUGUGCCAUUUACAGAAUGUAUAUACAUUCAUUUAUUUAACACCAACGGGUUAUAGGUUUGGAGUGAAACCUUUUCAACCUCCAGGCGAAAUCGAGUCCAUGUGUUCACUGAGCCUCUCCCACUGGAGGAGACUACAUAGUAGUCAUUGUAAUCGUGCUACAUUCAAGAUAAGACAUGCACAGUCAUUGUGCUAUGUAAAUAGCAGAAUGACAGGUUUUUUUUUUGUUUGUUUACUGUGUCAACAAGGAAAAGCAAUUCAGAAAGCUCUUACUACUUUCGCCAGGAUUUGUUACUAUGGUUGGGGUUAGUUUACAUAAAUCAAGACCUUCACAAGGACUUGUUGAACGGGUCCAAUACUGUAGACAGCCACGUGACAGCAGUCAGUGGAGACACGUCCACCAGCAAACCCCCCCAACCAAACAUGAGUUUCCUAACUACUACUAGAAUCCUUCCAUCCUGGCAGCUGUAAAAGAGUUGGAUCAUGCAUUAGGCACCUCAAAUAUACUUAAUUUCUAGCCAUUUAUAGUAACAGGAGGUUUUUCUAUGUUUUUUUAAAUAUAUUUUGCCUGCCUUUUCAUAUGAAUCUGAGUUAAUUUAUGCAAUAUCAUAAACUGGAUUUCACAUUGAGAUUUAAGGGCUUUAAGUGCUGCGCUAUUUUUUUUGUUGUUUUUAUUUAUCAGUUCUGUUGUCUUAUUCAUCACUGAGAUUAGACCAAGAUCACUGUUAUUCAUUCAUUGUAAUGUUCUAUCUCUACAAGGUUUUGGGGGUUGUUACAGGCUUUUCACUGCCUUGGGUGAUCAAAAGGGAGAGCUUUGUUAUUUUAUAUCUCUAAGUGCAUUUUAGAUUCUUAUGGCUUGCACAAAAUAAACGGAAUAUGUAUACUACCUGCAAA